Molecule: messenger RNA, 375 nt
Organism: Copidosoma floridanum
Lineage: Eukaryota; Metazoa; Arthropoda; Insecta; Hymenoptera; Encyrtidae
Source: RefSeq, a predicted model, not a curated record
AUGGCGCCGUCUGACGUAACUUUGCACAAUGUUACGCAGGUACGUAAAAAUGUAAAGCAACGUUACGGCAGACAUCUUUAUAAAAAUCAACAGUACAAGGUUGGAGAUUUGGUUCACAUCAGUAGGACGAGAAGUGUCUUUGCCAAAGGUUACGAAAGUGGUUGGACUUUAGAGUUGUUUAGAAUUGUAUGUAUCUCUUGCAUACGACAGCCUCCAGUAUAUUUUCUCAAAGAUUUGGCUGAUGAAGACAUUCAUGGUUUCUUUUACGAGGAAGAGUUAAGCAGAGUGCGAAAAGAAUUGAACAAGAGCUUCUUUGAGGUUGAAAAAAUAUUGAAACGUCGAAAAGGACGUUCCAAAGAAUAUUUCGUCAGCUAG